Molecule: messenger RNA, 2214 nt
Organism: Marmota flaviventris (yellow-bellied marmot)
Lineage: Eukaryota; Metazoa; Chordata; Mammalia; Rodentia; Sciuridae
Gene: Dph6
Product: diphthamine biosynthesis 6
Biological process (GO): protein histidyl modification to diphthamide
Molecular function (GO): diphthine-ammonia ligase activity
Source: RefSeq, a predicted model, not a curated record
CGCCGCACGCACGCGCACUGCACCCAGCAUGAGGGUCGUGGCCCUGAUCAGUGGUGGGAAAGACAGCUGUUACAAUAUGAUGCAGUGCAUUGCUGCUGGGCAUCAGAUUGUUGCUUUAGCAAAUCUAAGACCCGAUGAAAACCAAGUGGGAUCUGAUGAACUGGAUAGCUACAUGUAUCAGACAGUGGGUCAUCAAGCCAUUGACUUGUAUGCAGAAGCAAUGGCUCUUCCCCUCUACCGCAGAACCAUAAGAGGAAGGAGCUUGGAUAUAGGACAAGUGUACACCAAAUGUGAAGGUGAUGAGGUUGAAGAUCUCUAUGAACUUUUGAAACUUGUUAAGGAAAAAGAAGAAGUAGAUGGGAUAUCAGUAGGUGCUAUACUUUCUGAUUAUCAGCAUGCUCGAGUACAAAAUGUGUGUAAAAGGCUUAAUCUCCAACUCUUAGCUUACCUUUGGCAAAGGAACCAGGAAGAUUUGCUCCGAGAGAUGAUAGCAUCUAACAUUCAAGCAGUGAUCAUCAAAGUAGCAGCUUUGGGUUUAGAUCCAGAUAAACAUCUUGGGAAAACGCUGGAUGAGAUGGAGCCUUAUCUCUUAGAGCUUUCUAAGAAAUAUGGAGUCCACGUAUGUGGAGAAGGUGGAGAAUAUGAAACAUUCACUUUGGAUUGCCCUCUAUUUAAGAAGAAAAUAAUUGUGGAUUCUUCAGAAGUGGUUGUACAUUCAGCUGAUGCAUUUGCACCUGUGGCUUAUCUACGCUUUUUAGAAUUGCACUUAGAAGACAAGGUAUCUCCAGAGCCUGACAACUAUAAAACAUCUACGUAUAUACAUAAUUUUUGAAAAAGCAUUUUCAAAAACAUCAUUGACUAAGCAGUCAUUUUUGUACAGAAAAGUUAACAUAGCAUUUUGUCAAUUACCAUGGCCAGUUUUUCCCAUUACUUUAUUUUUUUAUUUUUUAAAUGCUUUUUUUAAGAAGAAAUUAAUAGAAUCAUUGAUUAAUUGAAAAAAUAUCAACAGCUUAUUCAUUAACAUUACCAAAUUCUCUAUAUUGACUUUUUCUUUGGUUAACACAACCUUUCCGUGACUUCUGUGUGACAUAUGUCUCUUUUGUUCCCCUUUAAUUUUACCUGUAACACCUAUGUGUGUAAUUAUUUCUUUCAUUGCACUACUUUCCUCUUUAUUCUUCCCAUCCUUGCAAUCUAUGUCAUGAUACAGAAGCAUAUGAAAAGACAAUCACUUUAUUUAGCCAGUUGAGUUUAUUUUACUGCAUAUCACCAAAAUGAUCUCUAAUUUUUGUUUUGAAUGUACUUAUGUUUCAAAAGUAUCAACGUUGCUGGACAAAUAGGAAUAAUACCAUUACUUUUAUUGGUUAUUUUAUAAUCAUGUUUAUUUACACCCUCUUUAAAAAAAAUAGAAUGUGGGGCAUCUUUCAGUUCACAGCAAAAUUGAGAUGUACGGAGUUCCCAUAUAUACUCCCUGCUUCCACAGAAGCAUGGCCUACUCCACCAUUAACUUUCUGUGCCAGAGUCAUACAUUUUUUACAACUGCUGAACCUAUUUUGAUUAAAUAUUAUCAUAAAAAGCCCAUAGUUUACAUUAAGGCUCUCUGUUAAUUUUUACAUUCUAUAUGUUUUGAUAAUGUCAAAUGACAUGUAUCCACUAUUACAAUAUCAUACAGAAUAGUUUUGCCACCUUAAGAUCUAUGUUCCACCUAUUCAUUUCUUCAUUGGUCUUCUUUAAUCUCUGGCAACCACUCAUUUUAUUGUCUCCAUACCUUUGUUUUUUCCAGGAUGUCAUAUAAAAUCAUACAGUAUGUAUCCUUUCCCGAUUAGCUUCUUUCUCUUAUUAAUUUGCAUUUAGGUUCCCUCAUUUUUUUAAAGUCUUGUUAGCUUAUUUCUUAUAAUUACCUAAUAAUAUUCCAUUGUCUGAACAUAACAAAGUUUAUUAUAUCCUUUCACCUCCUGAAGGACAACUUAGUUGCUUCCACCUUUUGGCAAUUAUGAAUAUAACUACUAUAAACAUCCAUGUGCAUGUUUUUGUGUAAACGUAAGUUUUCAAUUCAUUUGUGUAAAUACCAAUGAGUAUGAUUAUUGUAUUUAUAAAAGUAUAAUGAAAGGAUGUUUAGCUUUGUAAGAAACUGACAAACUGUCUUCCAUUAUAGCUGUACUAUUUUGCAUUCCCACCAGUAAUAAAUGAGUUUCUUUUCUUCCAUUCUUACCAGCA